Messenger RNA from Oikopleura dioica, 1302 nucleotides. NCBI's taxonomy places the organism in Eukaryota, Metazoa, Chordata, Appendicularia, Copelata, Oikopleuridae. The record is from the annotation of a GenBank genome assembly.
AUGAGAUCACAAUUGUCUAUUCCGUUCUCCGUUGACUUGUCAAAUGGGCUCGUCGAUUGCGGAGACUUUCCAUUAGGAAUUGACGCUGAAUUUGGUCGAAUCAAUGGUUCAAGAAUCAAGGUUCUACAAGGUAAAGUUGAAGUGAAUGGCGAGCCGCUUUGGAAGAAAAUGAGAUACGACGGAGAGAUUCUCCCGAAGGAGAUUGCGUUGAAGUUUCAACACUGCCUUGGAAAUAAGAAAAACAAUUCGGCCUGUCGGCUCAGUAAUACGCCUCGAAGAAUUGAAGGAGCGCUUGAAAUUGACGAUUUGACCGUUGAUAUGUCAGGAAAGAUUGUUUUAAUCAAUGUCUCCUGUGGCAACGACUACAUCCUCAAGCAGUCCAUACUACAAGUAAAAAAAGCCAAUUUCGCCGUUGGAUCGUUCUCAAAGACUGUCGAUUUGGAAAAUGGAACUGCAAUUCUCAAAGUAAACAAAAAUGAGCUCGGAGGAUUCUUUUCUUCACAUGGGAAGGAUAUAAAUGGCAGACAAAUCGCCUGCGAAAUGCAUCACAAACUGGAAAGUGGCGAUGUAGUGAAAACGUACGAUGUGACGAGUAAAUCAAAAGUGGAUUUCAAAUACUUAACGACUUAUGUCAAUCUUUUUACAGUGAAUUCAAUUGAUUAUAAUGGCACUAAUUAUUUCAAGAUUGUGGUUGCAAAUGGUUCUGGAGACAUUUCCUUGUCAUAUGAAACGACGAUAAAAUCGAGGAAGUAUUUUCGCUGCAAGGCAGGAGAAUUACACAACAGUACAACUGUCGACGUUUAUUUCCUUUCAAAACCCAACAUCUCCACAACGGCAAUGAAAGAAAAUGAUACUGUGGUAGAAGUGACGGUGAAAUGUGAUGUUACUUCCAAUCCCCUCGCAAGAUAUAAAUAUUAUGAAGGAAGAGACACGUUCCUGGUAGGGCUGGCAAAGGACACUUCCUCGUUUCAAUUGAAAAAAGUAAAAAACGGGAAUAUGUCAGUAUCCUGCAAGGCCUAUCUCUGGCCGGAGGACAAAUUCAAACAGGAGAAAAAGUCAGAUCUUCUUUUUUUGAGAUCGCCCGUCAUUACUGCUAAUUCUAAACAACCUAAACGAGGCAAAAUCGACCGAACAACAAUUGGAGUCUGUUGGCUUAUUUUUGGUGGGAUAAUAAUUCUCGGUGGAUUGAUGGCUUAUCGUCAGUACAAGGACUCUAUCCGUGAAGAUAGAAAUCUGCAAAGCGAUGAGCAUAAUAUUAUGCACAACAGAACCAAUGAUCUGAUUCUUGGCUCCCACAAUUGA